AUGCUAGUAAAAACUUACUAUUUCAGCCCUGUUCAUUGUGACCAGGAAAACUCAGCUAAAUUUCGUCCGUUGAAGCUGAAAAUUUUUCUAGGGAUAAUCGGACAUAUUCCCCAGAGUAAAAAUACAAAAAAAAUCUAUGGAGAUCUCCCAGAAGCCUCUAAAAAACCGUAUAUAUCCGACUUGGAUGGUGAAAAUCAAAAUCAGCCAAUUUUAGCUCUGGAGGAUAGUCUAAAGUAUCGCUGCUCUGUUCCUGAUCCUAGUUUACCUGUCACCGUCACAAAUAAUACAGGCGAAGAUUAUCAAUCAAAUACUAAAAAGAUAUUUUAUGGGUUAGAGCUCGUAUAUAAGGCUCAGUUAUCUAUUCCUGCAUCUUCCCGUCACAAAUGGUAUUUUUUANUAAACGUGCCACAUCUACUGCAACGGCUUGAUGCUUACGAUUCUCAAAUACCGUACUUUAUUGGGGGGUCCGUUGGAACUCAGACCUGCUUCCAUCCGAAUGGGCCGAGCUACAAAAGUCUGUUUGUCGGAGGUAAUACAGCACAUGUGUAUAGUGCGGCUCUCGUGAACGCUCUUUACCCACAUCUGUCUCAAUACGUGAAUUCGAUCUGGCCGCAGCCGAAUCAUACGUCUUCUGGACAAUCUGAUGUGGCUUUAUCUUGUCUAAUAUUUCAUUUGGGCUUGAAUAUGACAAUUAUACCUGGAUUCUGGAGAAAUACACCUGAUAAAACUAUCCAAGAAUUUGGGUUAACAGAAGCUUUGUCUGAGAAGGAACCAAGCAGCUANUGA
Messenger RNA from Adineta ricciae, 786 nucleotides. Lineage: Eukaryota; Metazoa; Rotifera; Eurotatoria; Adinetida; Adinetidae. The record is from the annotation of a GenBank genome assembly.